Messenger RNA from Guillardia theta CCMP2712, 840 nucleotides. RefSeq lists its product as hypothetical. Lineage: Eukaryota; Cryptophyceae; Pyrenomonadales; Geminigeraceae. The transcript is spliced from 12 exons. The coding region runs from base 1 to 840 and encodes 279 amino acids. The record is from RefSeq and is a predicted model, not a curated record.
AUGAAAGGCGGUAAUCAGGAUCGGUCAUCCGAAGGCCGAGAAACCAGUCGAGAGAGGCCAAUAGGCAUCAUCGGAGCGAGCAGGGGGACGGGGCUGCAAUGUGUUCUCUAUGCUGCCAAGCUGAAGAUCCACUGCCGUGCAAUCGUGCGAAACCCUCAGGAGAGUGAGGAGCUCGUGAACUCGUACCUCCCUGUCUCGUUCCGUCAGUAUGUGCAGUACUGCAAGGCGGAUGUGACGAGCCCCAAGACGCUAUCCAAGGCCGUGAACGGCUGCAGGCGAGCAGGUGGACGGGGUUUGAUCUUUGCGGCCACGGCAACAGCCGGCUGGCGCCUUCCUAUUUACGACAACAAGGAUACUCCUCCGCACAUCGACUUCGAAGGAAGCGUUGCGGCCGCCACAGCAGCAGCAGCUGAGGGCGUCGCCAGGUUCGUUCUGAUCUCGAGCCUCGCUAUCACCCGCCCAUCUCACCCGAUGCAUCUGGCAAGAAACAGCCUGAUGGGUAGGAUCAUGGAUUGGAAGCUUCUUGGGGAGCAGGGGGUGUCGAAAGUGUACGAGGCGGUCUCAAAGAGCAGCACAAACAAGAUGUCCUACACUAUCGUCCGACCAGGUUAUCUUAACGACGACCCUCCCGGUGGGCCCACCACCUUGCUCGUUGACACGGGAGACAAUCUUUCCGGGUCGAUCUCAAGAGCGGACCUUGCUGCCUUGUGCGUCGAGGCUAUCUUCAGGCCGGAUGCUCACAACCUCACUCUCGAGGUGGUCAACGGCAAGCAAGGCGGAAACUAUCCUGUCUGCAACAGUUAUGAUCAGCUGCUCCAUGUGAUGCAGAAGUUUAUGUGA